AUGGGAGGCUUUCUUUACUCGCAGUUUUUUGUCACCCCCAAAUACCCCGGCCAGUCAUUUGCAGGCCAGACCGUGCUAGUCACCGGCGCCAAUGCUGGUCUGGGCCUUGAAGCUGCACGCCACAUCACGCGGCUAGGAGCUGCAAGAGUGAUCCUGGGCGUUCGAAAUGUGGUGGCAGGCGAGGCAGCUAAAGAAGACAUUGAGAAAUCCACAGGACGCUCAGGUGUCUGCGAGGUGUGGAAGGUGGAUCUGGCAUCAUACGAAUCAACCCUUGCAUUCGGCGAUCGCAUUGCCACUCUCCCCAAACUCGACAACGCUAUCCUCAACGCAGCAAUCUCCACCCCAGAGUUCAGCACCGCCGAGGGAUAUGAGCAAACCAUCACGAUCAAUGUGAUCAACAGUCUUCUUCUCGGCCUCCUACUCCUCCCCACGCUCAAAGCGACUCGACAAACGGACCCGUCCCGCACACCGCGCCUUACAUUUAUCGUCAGCGAAGUUCACGCCUGGGUCAAUUUCCCAGAAUGGAUAGAGGACUAUCCCCUUCAGGUAGUCAGUGAUCCAUCGAAGGCUAGAAUGAAUGAAAGAUACCCACUUUCGAAACUGCUCGAGGUACUGCUGGUACAGGAGCUAGCAAGUCGGGUGCGUGGGUCCGAAGUGAUCAUCAACAUGGUCAACCCUGGUCUAUGUCACUCCCAGUUGACGAGGAAUCACGAGUCAUGGACCUUCGCGUUCAUCAAGAUGGUCCUGGCUCGAACCACCGAAGUCGGAUCCAGAACCUUGGUUGCUGGAAUUGCGGCCGGUCUGGAAAGUCACGGCGCGUACAUGACCAACGGAGAUGUGGAUAAUACCAUGCUGUCACCAUUCGUACGAAGUGACGAGGGGCGCCAGGCUCGUGAAAAGGUCUGGGGGGAGUUGUCGUCGAUCCUGGAGGGGGUUCGUCCGGGGGUUAUGCAGGGUCUAUAA
Penicillium olsonii is the source of this 963-nucleotide messenger RNA. The record is from the annotation of a GenBank genome assembly. Lineage: Eukaryota; Fungi; Ascomycota; Eurotiomycetes; Eurotiales; Aspergillaceae.